UUCUGAGCUAGCGCAGAGAGUUAGAGAGGCCUGCCCAUGUCAUCGUUUCUUGUGCUCAGUUCCAUAUUCGAGGUCAUCAUUUUCUCUGACCUCUCAACGCUCUCUCUGUGCGCUCAAUAUGCUCAUCUGUGCUCUUGACAUUUUCCCGCCCGCUCACAAUUAAUUUGAUCUGUGCUCGACAUCCCCACACCGUGUGGGAGACUCGCUCAUGCAUGCUGGACAUUCUACUCUAAAUUGACUCCAUACCAGGUUAUACUGCUGGCUCGCAAGGAGGACCAAACCAUCAAAUUCUGAUUUUUUUUUUUUACUGCCUCAAAAAUACCCAUUCUUCAAUUCAGCAGAUUAUCCCUGACCUUAAUAUCUGGCCCUCGUAGUGUGAAUUUUAGAUGUCCUGCCUGCCUUCCUUUUUGGACACCAGUCUUGCAGAUCAUUGCCUAUUGCUUGAAAACUAAUCUUGCCAUCUUAGUCGUAUAUGGGCUUUGGAAUGACACGCCUGAUCAAAGUAAACUCACGGAAACUUUUGCGAGUAAUAAUUCGCGUUGCCUUAGUGAUUGCUUUUUGGAGGGUAUUUUUUAUAAAGAAACCAGAUAAAUGGUUAAAGAAACCAGAUAAAGAACAGCUGGAGGCCUCUAGUGCUUCAUGGGAAGGUAAGGGCGGCCUGAACUGUACGGCCGUCGUGCUUGGAGACCCAGACAGCCAGAAGACGGCCCAGUGGCUGGCCCAGAACAGGGACUACAGAAGGAAAGUCAAGCUCACAGAUGAAUACUACAUAAAGGCCACUCAUGACUGCAGAGACUUUAGGUUAACGAGAGGUUACGCCACUCUCGCUUUCCAUGAAGAAAUGGACUUCCCCCUGGCAUACUCUAUCGUCGCCCACCAUAAGGUCGAGAACUUUGAGCGGCUCUUGCGAGCCAUAUACGCGCCCCAGAACGUGUACUGCGUCCAUGUCGACACAAAAGCCAACACUACCGUAGCAGCCGCCAUCGCCAACAUCGCUUCCUGUUUCCCCAACGUGUUCAUGGUCAGUCAACCCGUGAAAGUGGUCUACGCCAGCUGGAUGCGGGUGCAGGCGGACCUCAACUGCAUGUCGGAUCUGCUGCACGUCAGCACGGAGUGGAAGUAUUUCAUCAACCUCUGUGGGCAGGACUUCCCCAUGAAGACCAACCUAGAGAUGGUGCGGGACCUGAAGGCUCUGGAAGGGGAAAACAGCAUACAAUUUAAACCCAUUUCCAAGAAUCAGACAUGGAGGGUGGAAACCACUUGGGCCCCGGUGAACGGACAUAUACAGUCAACGGGGAAGGCCAGGGGACCGGCGCCCUUAGAUCUUUCUGUGUUGAAGGGCAGCGCCUACAUUGUCGCCUGCCGGGGCUACAUCAACAGUGUGCUGACAGACAGCCGCAUCCAUGAGCUGAUGGAGUGGUGUAAAGACACCUAUAGCCCAGACGAGAUCCUCUGGGCCACCACCCAACAAAUGCCCGGAGUUCCAGGUUCCAUAUCGGCCACUUCUCACGUGUAUCAAGCAGAUUCGAUUGCACGGCUGGUGCUGUGGACUGGCAGGUCCAAGUGUCACGGCCACUUUGUGCGGGAGGUAUGUGUGUUUAAUGUCGCAGACCUGCCUUGGAUCCUGAGCCAUCAUCACCUGUUUGCGAACAAGUUUGACGUGGAAUCGGAUUCGGUCGCCGUCUACUGUCUGGAGGAGUACCUGCGGGAGAAGAGGCUGGCAGAAAUUGAGAGUGAUGGGAAAUGAUCGCCUCCCAAGUGUCCAUUUGUUGUUCCGAAAGAGGUUAGCUAAUUAUAGUGCCUGUAUCGGUCCAUAUGUUAUUGCAAAAAUACUUAAGGGAUGCACCGAUUCCACUUUUUGUCAAACCAAGUACAAGUAUUUAUGUUUGGGUACUUGCUGAUACCAAGUACUGAUAUUAUUACUUAAUAAUAGCAUUACAGUUUAAAGAACCACUGAACCCACUAUUUAAGAGGAAAUCCGAACACUGUGAUUUGAAAAAUGUGUUUUGGGCCGAGAAUUCUAGGAGUUCCCACGCCAACUUUAUGUUACUGUUUUGGACCGUUGUUGUGUGUGAGCAUUAUAAUAAGCAAGGUUGUAAAUUAAAUGUGCAACACAACAUAGCGAUAUUUUAUGUGUCCGGAAAGCCUAACUCUCGGACGCGGGUAGUAAAUGAAUUACCGCUCAGACGACGCUUAACCAGCCACCCACUGUAGCGUUAUACUAUGUGUAGGGGAAGCCUAACUCUUUGAUGCGGGUAUUAAAUUAAUCACUGCUCAGACGGAGCUUCAACCUCCACACACACCGUGGCGUUACGUUCCCGGAAAGCACAACUUUUCCUCGGACGCUGCAGUCAACAGCUGCCCAGGCAGAGCCUUACACACGUCCACACAAAAUACGCGAGAAAAUAAUAAAAUUGUAUGGGUUUACUGGCUCUUCAUCAUUAUGUCGCGUCACGCUGCGUAAAGUGGUAUCGAGUUGUAUCGGAGAGGUUUUACGAGUACGGAUAAAUGAGCACAUUAUCGGCUCCGAAACUGGUAUCGUUGCGUCCCUAAUUUUAUUAAAGGUUAUAAUUGACUAGGUCUUAUACUUGUUAUGGCCUAUGUAUGUUGUAGAGUCGACCAUGCCCGUCCAUUUGGAACAGAAAGUCCACUAUCCUACUAUGAUCAUAUAUUAUAGUAUUCUCAAUUGAGUGUCCUUAAAAGUAAUGUAUUUUCUUAAGAAACUUUUUUCAGAACUUUUAUUUUUGUAAUUUUACAGAGCAGCCUCAAGUGACAUCAAUGUAAGCUUCUGCUUCUCUCUGCAGAUCAGUCUGACCUCGAGCCCUUUGCAAGCCUCUCCCAAAAACAAUUGUGGCAUAUUAUAUCACAAAUCUUUAAUCAUGAAAAUUAAUUAAAUUAAAUUGGUUAAGCACAGCGGAAAAGUACUGAGUCAAGUCAAAUAUAUUAUUUUUGAGUCAAUCAUGUUACUUCUGGUGCUACUAUAGUUUCACCACCAUAGGCACAUUUUUCUGGUCAUCGAUCACAGAUGUUCUGUGAUCUGUUCUGCCUGUCUGAAUAUCCCGCCUGCCGUCGAGUCCCUAUUGGUUUGUCUCCUUACCCGUUCCCUAUUCCUGGCCCGUCUAUCUGCCCUCCCGAUGCCGACCUCUGCCUGCCGACUACCCUCUGCCUGUCGAUCCGAUCCCUAAAUAAAGCCUUGUACCUAUCCUGCGCUAGUCGUCUGUCUGUGCACUUGGGUUCUGCUAAACGCCCCGAUUACAGUUAAGAGUGUAUUCCUCAUACUAUUGCAGAGUUCUUCCAAGAAAGGGUUCCAAUCCAGGAUAGCUUCAGGCCCAGUUCUACGGGGGUGCAUAAGCAUGCAUUGCACCCCCAAAAAAAAUUGUUGCACCCUCAAUUGAAAAAAUAAA
Gadus morhua (Atlantic cod) is the source of this 3404-nucleotide messenger RNA. RefSeq names its product beta-1,3-galactosyl-O-glycosyl-glycoprotein beta-1,6-N-acetylglucosaminyltransferase-like. Lineage: Eukaryota; Metazoa; Chordata; Actinopteri; Gadiformes; Gadidae. Gene Ontology annotation, cellular component: membrane. The record is from RefSeq and is a predicted model, not a curated record. The transcript has 5 exons. The coding region runs from base 473 to 1747 and encodes 424 amino acids. Gene Ontology annotation, molecular function: beta-1,3-galactosyl-O-glycosyl-glycoprotein beta-1,6-N-acetylglucosaminyltransferase activity.